GCAAGUGUUGUUGAGGAAGGAAAAGGAGGGCGCAGAUGAGAGAGGCGUUGCCCCCUGGUCGCCCUGGUUGCCCCACGAAGGGGAGUGUGCGGAGCAGUCGAGCGAGGUGGGAAGGAAGUGGCCCCAACCUGAUUGAUGACGAUCACGGAAAAAGAAGGCGGAUGCCGAGUGGGUUUGACGCGAGCGCUGAUCGAAGAUCCAAGUGUGAAUCGAGCGGUACCCGUGCAGGAAAUAGAACAAGCAUGGGACGAGUUCCUGUGUUAAAGUCCUGCGCGUCUUCACUGAUGAAAUCGGACACUCGAACGUAGUGCUACCGGGAGAAAAGUUGCCGAACGUUUUCGCGGUCUCAGGUCUCGCAGCUGUGCAGCCAUGGCAACAGACACAAGUGACAUCGCCAAGCAAGGCUACGUUCGAGUUCGCAGUCGUAACAUCGGCGUGUGGCAGCGGCGGUGGCUUGUGCUGCGCAAGGCAACUAGCACGACGGCAUGUCGCCUGGAGAAGUACCUCGAGGAAAAGCAUGCCCGUACCCACACAGGACAAAAGGUGGUACUCCUGACACCAGCCACCAGCAUCACCCGUCUGCCAUCUAGUGUUCGAAAGCAUGCCUUCUCCAUCUGCUUUCAAGAUGGAUCAGUCAAAUCAGUGGCAUGCGAUUCUGAUCUGGAGGCAGACACCUGGGUGAAGCUGAUGGUUCAAGAAUGCCUUGAACCACAGUCUGGCCUCUCAGCUGGGGAGCCAGAUAUAUUAAGUCCAGGGAUCCAGAAAGAGCUCCAAGAACAAUUUCAUGUCUAUUUGGUACCAAGCCCAAAACUGGAUGUCUUCGGCGAGUGUUUGCUACAGGUCACUCAUGAGCACAUAUACCUUUGGGAUCUGCUUAGCCCUCGAACUAAGCUGGCUGCAUGGCCCCUGACUGCUCUGCGACGCUAUGGUAGUGACCCAGCCAAGUUCACCUUUGAAGCUGGCAGGCACUGUGCCACUGGAGAAGGCAUGUUUGUGUUUCACACCCUUGAGGGAGAGAAGAUCUAUUGCAAAGUUCACCAAGCAACCCUUGCCAUUGCUGAGGCACAUCAUCGUUCCAGACGGUUGCACGCAGUGCCUUCAGCUCCACCUCAGAGUCUGAUCCCAUCGACUGGCCCAACAUCGUCCGUGCCCUAUCGUAACUCCACCAGCCCCCUUCAGCAAUUCAGCUCAUCUGAGAACCUCCCAGGUAGUCAGGAGCGGACCAAUCAUUCAGUAAUGCCCCUGCGGGAUGUGCCUACUACAUCACAGUCUUUUGACAACAUCUUAAAUCCACCCCGAGUUUCCAGUACUGUUGGAGGGACCUCGCGUUGCAGUCUGCGAUCCCAUCUUCUCCAGUUUCAAGCACGCUGAUUAUCAACGCAAGAGUGGGAGACUGUGUAUAUGUGGGUGAUCUGCUGAACAGGUGAAGCUAUGGGCUUGUGGAUCAUGUUUAAGUACACAGUAGUGGACUGCUGCUGUAGCAGCUUUGGACCUACCGCUCCUUUGGAAUGGUUGUAGAACACCCAUUGCAACUUACUGUGCAUGUGUAGAUGUUUGACUUUACUUGUAGUGAUUUGUUUGUGCACUAAAUUGGACUUGUGCUUGAUGACACUUUGUGGUUGUAAUAUCCACUGACCAUGCACUUUUUUCUGUGACCUUCUAAGCCUUGUGCUUGGCAUAUGCCUCAGGUGCCACAAGUUGUGGACACUGAAAUGUGUAUAUUUGAGAAACCGCGUUGUUCAUUUUUGUUCACAUCUUUACACCUCGUAAAUCUGGCCUGGUUGGUUCAUGUUUCAAACAUUGUUUUGCUUUAAGGCGAUUGCAAUUUUUUUGUGUUGGAAAUAAGAGUGCACAUUAUAAUUGUGUGUGUGGAUAAACUUGCUUGCAUCAUUUAUUGUACUUGUACACUGUAAACUAAAGUUUGCCUGAAGUGAGUGCUUUUAUUAUUUAUGGCACAUCUUUGCACAGCCAUUUGUGGCUUUGCAGGGAUAGGCCCUGCAACACUUUUUGAACACAGUCUGAAAGCACUCCUGGUCAGUAGUCAAGGCUCCUGUGAACAUGUGAGCCAAAAAUUAUUGCACUGCGUGCAGCAGGAAAUUUACUUCAUUUCAGAAGCAGCCAAAAUUGCUCACUCUCCUCUCGGCAAAUUGCGCAGUGAAGGGGGCUGACUACAUAGUCGUAGGGACGGGCAUGGCCAUUGGCUGAUUUUAUGAUUGUGAAAACAUCCUCCGUCAUAUUUAUAUUGUAUAUUUUUUAUUUAUUCAACUUGAAACAAACAUGUUUCUCAAUUCAGAAACGCUGACAAAGUAACUACCUUGGAACUUCGGGCCUUUAUGAAUGGUCACCUGCUUAUUUUGUUUUCUCCUACUUUUAUGUGAGGCAAUACGCAGCAUACUACACCAGUGCUAUUUCAAACAUUGCAUGCCUGAGCUGGCCACUUGUACUCAGUUCAUUACAAGAGCAAUUACCAAUGCAUAUCGUUGCUUCGAAAACUACCGGUGUUCUUGCCAUUGCACUCUUUAUCUCUUUAAAACGUCGUAUGAGCAAGACACCUUGCCAGACAUCGCAUUGUGGUUAGCUAAUUGAAUUGGCUUGGAAAUACAUUAUCUGGAUUUGUCUACUAUGCAGAACAAGGCCGGUGGACACUGUGCUUUGCGAUGUCAGUGCACGUUAAAAGACCACCAGGUGGUCAAAAUUUUCGGAGCCCUCCACUACGACGUGCCUCAUAAUCAUAUCGUGGGUUUGGCAGGUAAAACCCCAGGUGUUAAUUAUUAAAUUAAAGCCAGUGCACACCAGGUACCCAGAUCUCAGCCUGACUUUUGCACAUUAGUGCUUCUUGUGCUGCAUAGUUACUGCGGCUGCCACAGGGUGCCACCACGUUCGUCAUCACACGGGAAGUGUGUGAACACAUUCAAAGAAAAGAAAAAUCUGAAAAUGGUCAAGGUCAUGAUGCUCACUGAUGCAGUGUCUUGCUCCAUUUGUUAUCCCCUCCUGUGUGGAUUCAAACAUACGUCGGAAUGAAAGACAAAAAGCAUUUGGAGCAUGCAAAAAACCCCUGUAACUUUGCUCAUACUUGAUGGAUUUGAAAACUUUUUGCACCAAAAAAUUCAUGAGGCAGUAAGCUCCAGUAAUGUGGUCAUUCGAUGAUUACUCUGAAAAGUGUUGCAGGGCCCCUUUAAUACUAGACUUUUUCUUCGAAUGCUUGUUUCCUGAACAAGUGUCUUGUUGAACAUGAAAUUGAAUUAAUGUACCAAAUAUGUGAUUUGGCUAAUCGGUGUACUAUUUUGCAUUUUUAGCUCACUUUAGUAUUUAUAUUUGUUUUAAAUAUUGCAAAAUAAGUGAUAUUCAUAAGGUAUAUCUACAUCAACUCUGUUUUUAUGGUGUAGUUAGAAUGUGUUACUAUAAUGUCAUAUCUGCCUGGUCAGAAGGUAUUCCAGGUCGGUGUUGUUUGCAUUGUCAUGUGUCUUAGUUGUAUGCUUGUAUUUGUGUAUGCUGUGCACAGGCUCUGUAAUGGUGCCGCUCUGGUUGCACUCUACUGACAGUUUAUUGAUCAGGAUUGUAUAUAAACAGUGCUGCAACUGGCAUAGUGCAUACCUUUUUUUCUUCCCUUUUUUAGUGUUUUUUUUUAAAAAGGUCUUUUGUAUUGGUUGAAACAGCAAUGAUUAUUUAAAAGUGACCACAGGAAGAUGAGAAAUUUUGAAGGCAGUACCUAAUUAUUAGUUUCUGUCUGUGUGUGUGUGUGUGUGUGUGUGUGUGUGUGUGUGUGUGUGUGUGUGUGUGUGUGUGUGUGUGUGUGUGUGUGUGUGUGUGUGUGUGUGUCAAACCAUGGCUGCUUUCACACUGGUUUUCUGUUAUGUAACUGCAGUCAUGUUGCUUGUGGACCAGUCUUUUCUGCCUGAACUGUUCUUCUUUUGCUAAGUUUGGUGCCUUUGCAAACCAUUGCAUUAUGCUUGCAUUCUUGUGAGAUAUUGUAAAUGAGAUGCCCUCAAAUUAAUUUUAUGCUGGGCAUAGUGCCUAUACUGCGCACCUAAUUGUAACUACUGGUACACUGUCACAGUUAAGAAAAGCAAAAGCAGUGCAUGACUUUAUUUGGGGGUGGGACCGUGAGUAAGGGUGACCAAGACAGUAACGGAAGGAUUGAAGCGUUUUGUCAAAGAGCUAGUUAAAGGAAUUUAUUAUAUUGGUUAAUUAGGGCCCCAUACUUAUUUCAGUAAUUGUAACUUGCCUGUCUGUGUUGAAAUUAUUUUGCUUAAUACACAUUAGUGAUUGGAUGGGGAAGUUUAGCUCUAACAGUUUAUGCGAAAUUCAUGUAUUCAUGGUAGGAGCUUCACUGAUAAAUAUUUGGGCCUGACCUUGUGACACAGCAGUACACUUGCUUUGUAGUGUGAGAGUAACAACAGCCUAUGACCAGCCAGUGAGCUAGGGAAAGUAUGCUCGGCAGUGAGUUGGACGUUGGUGUGUCAUGUGGGGUGACGUACUUUCAUUCUUUAUCUCUGAGACCAGCACUUGCACAACAGUGCUUAUGUUAAGCCGACUUUGAGUACUAUGUGGUUUUCGUAACAACCUUUGUCGAGAGUAUACUGGCCCCUGUAUGAGUGAUAGGAGCUAUUGCUGGGCUAUGUGGGGAUUCUGCUUCGGGGAUUUUGGAGUUGCACAACUCUGAAGGUCAAGAGAGUUGAUGGUCUUCUGCGCAUUUGCACUGGUUAUGCAUUCGUUGCCCACUGCUCACAUCCUGCAUUCUGCUCUAGUCACGUGCAGUCCAGCCUAUAUACUUUUGACAAAGGGCAUACAGUAUUGUAUAUAUGUAUGUGCAUCUGUGUGAAAAUCUGUGUGAAAGGUGCUGUGCAUGCUGGCUAGCCUCACUGUCCACUUGUCAAACCCAGUCUACAGUAGAAUUUUUGCUGGUUAAGUUUUGUAUGCUCGAUGCUCUUGCAUUUAUGAGCAGUGUCACAGGCAUGCCUAGGAUAGAGAGUGCUGAAAGUAAUGAAGCUUGCACGCUUAUAUUCCACUUUCAAUAUAAGGGGAAUAGGUGGGCUAACGGUUACCUGUUCAUUCUGGUGUAACCAGUUAUACAUACAUACAAUGGCUAUUGGAUUCUGUGUCCCAACUUUUGGUUUAUUCUGUCCAGCUGACCACACCAUGAUGAACUUCUUGUGCAAUGGUGUUGUUUAGUGUGCUAAAACUUUCCACUUUUAUUUCUGCUUUACCAUGUUGUGGUGCACUUGUGUAAAAAUGUAGAUGAAGAGAGCAUUUUUAGACCACUGAAAUGUCUUGAAUUUUCUUUCUUUUUUUAACAGUCUAGUUUUCUGAAUGGCAUCUAUAUUCUUACACAACUGUAUCACAUUCUGUACCAAUAUUGUUUAAACUUUUUAUCACCUGUUCCUGAGUAUUCUUUUUAUUAUUCAUUAAGCAAUGCCAUUAAACUUUAGGAUGACUUUGUGCAUAGCGUAAACUUUCAUACAAUUAUCAGAAGCAGUCUGUUGCUGCAAUUAUUGUCCAGCUUCAAUGGCAAUCUUGAGUAGCAUAACUUGUUUUUAUUUUUCAUGGUUUCGCUAAGAAAACAUGUUGCAUCCUUUAUAAUCAUAUUGUGGUUUUGGGACGUUAAACCCCAACAAUUAUUAUUAUCAAGAAAGCAUGUUGCAGCUUUUCUUUGAGGUUGUGUUUCAUUUUAUUCUCGCAAGAUUUCUUUAGAGCAGUUACGGGUUUUCAUUCUCAUUGCAGUAAUUUCAUUUAAGUAAUUUCCAGGGGACCAAUAAAUCUCAAAACAAUUGAACCUUGAUAUAACAAAGUAGUACAUGUCACGAAAAACUUUGUGCAAACUUUCUUUGCAAUGAGGUUUGAGUCUUUCGGUUGCACAAAUGUUGUCGGGCAGAACUUAACUGUUUCACUAAAUUUUGCAUACGUGCGUUCAUGAAGAUAUUGCAAGGUAGUUUAGAAGCAACACCAGGCAAAAUGACUGGCGAGUGUAGUAUAGAUACCAAAAAAGAUAUCUGGAGCUUCACAUGAUACUGCAGCGACUGCUAUGAAGCAGGCAUUUUUACCAAAUACGAAUCAAAAUCUGGCAAUGCUCCGCAUAGAUGGCCAAUAAAAAAAGUAGACAUUCGAGACGUUGAAACAGCACAUUAUCCAUAUGAAUGUCUAUAUGGGCGUCGCGGUGAGAGGAAUUUUCUUUCGUGUUUGGAACUUUGUCGAACUUGCCCACAUUUGCUUUAUUUUUAGGACCCACCGUUGUAGCUGAGCCUCUACCUUGAUGCGCUGCUUAGCUUGAGGCCACAUUUUGAUGGUGGUGAAAGCAUUUGUUGCCCUUAGAUUUAGAUGCACACUAGAGACUCCAGGUGGUCAAAGGUAAUUGGGAGUUCCCUACUACCACAUGCCCCAUAAUCUUGUCAUGGUUUCGGCAUAUAGAACUUCAGAGCAUAAAUAUUAACUUUGGUUUAUUGCUCGCAAAAAAGUUGUCGGAUUGGAACUGCGUCACAAAACUACUACACUAUGAAGAGAAAAAAAUACAUGCAUUUUAUGGAAGCAACAAACUGAAAUGAGAAAAGUUGGUUACAUUGUGAACUUCGUUAUAUCAAGGUUUGACUUUACUUUCAGGAUGCAUUUCAUUAUAUGUCACUAAAUCUACACAGUGGGCAGCAAUGCUCACCCUAUGUAAUGAUUUUUUAAAUGUUCUAGACGUUUCUUUUUGUAAUGGUGCAAAAACUGUCAAGUGGCUCAAAUUAGAUUUGAAUAGACGUAUCUGUUGCUGUACAAAAAAAAAAUAAUGAUAUAUGGGUCUCAAUAACACUGCUACAGAAUCCACAAUGUAAUUUGAAACCGGAUGGACAAUGUUAAGCGUGCAUUAUUUCCGUGCUCACUGAACAGACAUAAUGGUAAAGUUAUGAUGCUAGCACCAGAUUUUCCUCUGGGAAUAUUGGUACAAAACUAUGCUGCAGGGGGCUGACUUUUUUUUUUUUUUUUGCACAGCUCUCAGAUGCUCAUUGUAUUGUUCGCAUGAUCAUUCAGCACUGUUGCUUGCUGCGAUCUUAGUAUGUUAUUGUGGCUAUUCCUUUUAUCCUAGUGUCCUUCCCAAACACUAAUACUUUGGACAGGGUGUGUUUUCAUUUGCCAGUUGCUUGCUGUAGUGAAUGUUUUAGUCCCUUUUUUAAAAUUUAGUGUGUCCUUACAUCUUGCUUGAGUGCCCUCAGUGCAGCAGGCCAGCAUUUUUUUUCUUGUUGAUUUGAUGAUCCCGCUGCCUAAGCCUGUUCGAGUGAAGCACGUUGGCCACCCACAUUAGUGCAAUCAAGUACGCCUGUCUGCACACUUGGAAAUUGCCAUUUAGAUUAUUUAUUCACUGCUUAUUGUGUGCUUCCUGGUGUCCUUCAUUCUGUUGAUGCCAGCUUCCAUUAAUGGAAACUGUGAAAUCUCGUUCACAACGUUUUUUUAACCUUCUUUGGAAUGGGUGGCAUGUUCCGCCAUCGUCUAUGUUUUGCAUGAGCUGAAUGGCAUAACGGCAUAAUGGUCACAAGAGUCGGCAUGGGGCUUGUUUGGGUGAAACUUACUUUCAGAAUGCUGUGAAAUGUGAACAAUAAACUUUAAAGGGGUCAUGAUGCCAAAAUUUUAAAGUUCCAUUAUGCAUUGCAUGUUAACCCAUGCACGUUGGCAAAAUUUCAGUGCAUUAGGUGUGAUAGGAAAUUUAUAUCUGAAUUUUUUAAUGUGACGUUUGAACUAUACGCUAGUGUGGCAACCAAGAAGUGGACUCACACCCAGAAAGAAAUCUCUUGGUAACAAACACUGGCCUCAAAGGUCACUGUAAAAACUGGAAAUGAUUGCAAGAGCCGAAAAUACGUCAUGGUGAUUGUUCUUUUCAUGUGCAUCGCAGCGGUUUGCAGCAGCGUUCAACUGCGAGAGGCAUGGAUGUACGAGCACAGUUCAAAAGCAAUGCCUUUGCUAUGGUGUUAGGUACAUGUCCAGAUACAUAAAGCAUAGUAUUGCAAUGUUUCAAAACGGACAACACAGAGGUAGUUCCUCAUUUCUUGAUAUUGCACAGUGCAUGCUAAACUGGCAAUCUCUGUCAGAGGGAGAAACCUUGAGUUGGCGCUUUCAAAUUGAAAAUUUGAGCUAUAAUGGGCGUUUAGAGCUCAGGUUUUUUUUGUGACUACUAUAUUGCACUCUUCACUCUCGGUUACAAUGAUAAACUGAGACUGGUAGGACGACUGUGUCAUGGCCCCUUUAAGAUACUUUGGAAUCUACCUGCACAUAGCAGUUAUUGUUGAUUUCAGCUUUAACUUUGCAAAACAUGAUUGUAACUUUAUUUAUUUGUGUAUUAAUAAGUUCAAGUAAUUAUCGGCAUAUGUUAGUUCAAGGUUUGGAGUUAGUGGUUACUUGAGGUGAAGCUUGACAAUGUCGCAAAGCCAUAAUACGAUUUAAAGGAAUUGUUCUGUGGUACAUAAGCUGCUUUGUUGUGGAAUUGAAGCACCUUGUGGUGUUGUCUGAGUGUACAUAGUGAUGGUAGCCUUGCACCUUAUUAAACCCAGAUUGCGGCAUAUUUUUGUAAUCCUAACAGUGAAAGACUUGUGUACAUUUUUUGAAAGUACAGGUUGUGUUGUGUUACUUUCUAGUGCAACUGUUGCGCCUAAUCUUCUUGCAGUGAAGUCAUUAUGUCAUGUUUUGUACAGGAUGAGUGAACGUAUUUGCAUAAUAAAUUGAUCUGACAAGGUGA
Rhipicephalus sanguineus (brown dog tick) is the source of this 8701-nucleotide messenger RNA. RefSeq names its product docking protein 5. NCBI's taxonomy places the organism in Eukaryota, Metazoa, Arthropoda, Arachnida, Ixodida, Ixodidae. Gene Ontology annotation, biological process: cell surface receptor protein tyrosine kinase signaling pathway; positive regulation of MAPK cascade. Gene Ontology annotation, cellular component: cytoplasm. The coding region runs from base 370 to 1371 and encodes 333 amino acids. The transcript has 7 exons. The record is from RefSeq and is a predicted model, not a curated record.